This is a messenger RNA of Eupeodes corollae, 1142 nucleotides long. Its product is annotated as solute carrier family 66 member 3. The record is from RefSeq and is a predicted model, not a curated record. NCBI's taxonomy places the organism in Eukaryota, Metazoa, Arthropoda, Insecta, Diptera, Syrphidae. The transcript has 5 exons. Bases 236 to 883 code for a protein of 215 amino acids.
UUGGUCUUUUAAUAGUAUUCCGUUGGUAAGAUGCAGAAUAGAUAAAGCUACCACAAAUUGAAAACCACCAACCAACCGUUUAUCUUGGCUCUGAUUCAAUUGUCUAGUGUAUUUCUAUAGUAUAAAUUUAGCAUCGGCCCGGGUAUAUAGAGGUUAAUAAUCCUAUUGUGCGUAAGUCCCUCUUAAUCAUCAAAAAUACAUAACUAGCUGCACAGAAAAGAAGUGAAGAAUAAUAAUGGAAAUAUUAGAUGAUUAUUUUGAAAAAGGAUUCGUCCUUGUCGUUGCUGAUCUUCUCAGUAUGAUAACAGUAGCUUCUUGUUUGUUUAUCAAAGUUCCUCAAAUCAAAACAAUCAAUGAAAACAAAUCAUCUCAAGGAAUCAGUGUAUUCGGAUUAUGCCUUGAAUUGUAUAGCUACUCUGUGAUGAUGGCAUACAAUUAUAGAAGUGGCUAUGAUUUCCUCUCUUAUAUGGAAUACCCGAUCUUGUUACUCCAGGAAUAUGUCCUUGUCUAUUAUGUUUUCAAGUAUCAAAAUCUUUUAGGAAGAAAAACACUUAUUGUCACUGUUCUCUACUCGAUAUUAGCUUACUUAGUUUAUUUGAAAUUAAUGCCGUUGGUGGUGUUGGCCUUUUUGGUGCCCUUCUGUACUCCGAUUGGAGCCACCAGUAAAGUCUUACAACUAGUGGCUAUAUUAAGAUCAAAAGAUUCACGAUCGGUUAGUUUGACAACGUGGGGGCUUUCGGCAUUCACUAAUCUGACUCGAGUGUAUACGGUGUUUGUCCAAUCGGCCGAUCCCAUGUUGCUAGCUAACUUCAUGAUAUCAGUGUUUUUGAGCUCCUCAGUAUUUGUGGCAGCUUACGUUUACAAAAAGCCAAAAACAACUUAAACACAAGAAUUAGGCGAAAAAAUUCUAUUCCUUCGAAAUAAUUUUUUAAUUUAUUUAACUUAAUUUAUUUUCGCAUGCAAAAGUUGUUUACAUAGAAAAAAAGCUCAAAUAUGUUUUCGAUGUUUAUAGUAAUUGUUAAAUACUAAUUUAAAAACUAAAAAAAGACAAAUUUUAAUUCUAUUUUAUUCUUAUAAAUAAAAAUAAAAGAUUAGCACUGCAGCUACUACAAUAGCAGCUGCACUGCCAAUCAGCAAUUUCA